Messenger RNA from Panicum hallii, 861 nucleotides. RefSeq names its product histone-lysine N-methyltransferase, H3 lysine-79 specific-like. Lineage: Eukaryota; Viridiplantae; Streptophyta; Magnoliopsida; Poales; Poaceae. The transcript has a single exon. The coding region runs from base 7 to 843 and encodes 278 amino acids. The record is from RefSeq and is a predicted model, not a curated record.
GGGGCGAUGAGGGCGAUCACAGGCGCCGUCGUCUCCUCCAAGCCCUGCUCCCUCCCCAAGGCCAUCCGCAUCCUCCACCACUUCUACGACUCCGCCGCCUCGAACCUCCCCUCCGCCGACUGCGCCACUUACCUCCGCACCGCCGCCGAAGCCACCAGGGAGCACGGGCUCUUCCGCCGCGGGCUCCGCGCUAAUCAGCAGCAGGGUGCCGCCAAUCUCGAGGCCUACGACUAUGAGGGGGAGAGAAAGCACCAAGACCGGGAGAGGAAAGGGGACACGGCUGUUCUAGCUGGUGGUUCCCACCGCGAUUCCGCUGAGGAGAUGGAGCUAGACGCUGCCAUUGGCGAGAAGAAGAGCAAGAAGAAGAAGAAUAAAGAGGAUCGCUGGCAGGUCAGAGCUGUUGCUGGCGUUGAAUCGCACAUUCCCUCUUCACCGGAAAUUGGCAGGGAGAAGAGGAAGGAGAAAAUUUUAAUUAAGGAAAUCAUCGCCCAUGUGAAGCAGGAGCCAGUGGACGAAGAAUUAUUGAGUGAGAAGAAGAGCAAGAAGAAAAAGGAGAAGGGUCGUGUAAAACUAGAAGAGGAAGCGAGGGAUGUGAAUGAAGUGGGCGGAAAAAUUGUCAACGACGGUGGGUUAGAACAAAAUGUUGCUGGUGGGGAGAAGAAAAGGAAGAAAAAGAAGCAUGAAGAGGAAAUUAGCUCCAAGGAUGUGAAGCAGGAGGAGAAAAUGGCCCGUGAUGGUGAUCUGGACAGUGAGAAGAAAAGGAAAAAGAAGAGGGGGAGAGUUGACAAUGACGACCACAUGCUGGAGCAAGUAGAGCAUACAAAGAAGAAGCAAUGGAAGUAAUCCUGAUAUUAGUUAUGA